AUUAUUAUAAUAAUGUCAAUAGAAAUACGUCAUUAAAUUAAUACUUUAUAAUUUUAUUUUGUGUCGCUAUAUAUAUAUCAAUGUACGUAAGUAUAUACAUAUCUACAGUACAUUGUUCCACGUGGUUGAAGUAUUAGAAGUUGAAUGUGGUUUUUGUGAUAUAUUUGUUAUGGGAAAUGGAUAACAAUUGCGAUUUAAUAAAAACAAUUGAAGAUGAUCAAGAAGUGCCAAAUUUCUCUGAAGAUUCUGAUAUCGAAGAUGAUCCUAGGAAACAAAAAAAGAAAGAAAAUAAAGAUUUUGAUAACAACUUUCAAUUUUUAAGUGAUAUUUCCGAUUAUAAUAAAGAUACAUGGAAUGACUUAAGCAAAUACAUAAAAAGGAAAGCUAAAACAAAACUUGAUGACAAAAUUAAAAGAAUUAGACGAGGGUCCGAACAUGAGGCACAAAUAUAUUUAAGACUAAAGAAAAGAAAAGUAAAAAGAAAAAGAACAUUAAAGAAAAUGACGAAGAAACAAUCAAUUUUGAAGAAUAUUCAAAUAUAGAAUCUCAUGCAACAUUUUAUCAAAUGAAUUUAUCUCGUCCUUUAUUAAAGGCUAUAACAGCUAUGAAUUUUGUGCAUCCUACACCUAUACAAGCUGCUACUAUUCCUGUUGCAUUAAUGGGUCGUGACAUAUGUGGUUGUGCUGCUACAGGUACUGGUAAAACUGCAGCUUAUAUGUUGCCAACUCUAGAAAGAUUACUGUAUAGACCAUUAGAUGGUCCUGCUAUUUCUCGUGUUCUUGUACUUGUUCCAACAAGAGAACUUGGUGUGCAAGUGUAUCAAGUUACAAAACAAUUAUCUCAAUUUACAACAAUUGAAAUAGGAUUAUCCGUAGGUGGUUUAGAUGUGAAAACUCAAGAAGCUGUAUUAAGGAAGAAUCCAGAUAUAGUAAUAGCUACUCCAGGAAGAUUAAUUGAUCAUUUAAGAAAUACACCAUCAUUUUCAUUAGAUAACAUCGAAGUGCUUAUAUUAGAUGAAGCAGACAGGAUGUUAGAUGAAUACUUCGCAGAACAGAUGAAGUACAUAGUAAAACAAUGCUCCAGAAGUAGACAAACAAUUUUAUUCUCAGCUACUAUGACCGAAGAGGUGAAAGAUUUGGCUGCUGUAUCUUUAAAUAAACCUGUUAAAGUUUUUGUAGACAGUAAUCAGGAUGUCGCUUUUAAUUUACGUCAAGAAUUUAUCCGGAUACGAAAAGAAAGAGAAGGAGAUCGAGAAGCAAUUUUGGCAGCCUUAAUUUGUAGAACUUUUCAUGAUCAUGUCAUGGUUUUUGUACAAACCAAAAAACAGGCUCAUAGAUUACACAUUUUGUUAGGAUUAUUAGGUAUCAAGGUCGGAGAACUUCAUGGUAAUCUUACACAACCACAACGUCUAGAAAAUUUAACAAAAUUUAAAAACGAAGAAAUAGAUAUUUUGUUAGCAACAGAUGUUGCUGCAAGAGGUUUAGAUAUUAGUGGGGUAAAAACUGUAAUUAAUUUUGUAAUGCCAGCUACUAUGCAACAUUAUAUUCAUAGAGUUGGAAGAACAGCAAGAGCUGGUCGUGUUGGAGUAUCAGUAUCAUUAGCUGGAGAACAAGAACGUUUGUUAGUUAAAGAAAUUAUUAAAAAUGCAAAAAAUCCAGUAAAGAAUCGAAUUAUACCUCCUGAUAUAAUUCACAAAUAUUCUAAAAAAUUACAAUCUCUUGAAUCUGAUGUUGACAAAAUUUUAGAAGAGGAACGAAAUGAAAGAGAAUUAGCUAAGAUAGAAAAUCAAGCAAAUCGAGCAGAAAAAUUAUUAAAGAACGACAAUAAUAAAGAAGCUCAAAGAACUUGGUUCCAAACUCAAAAAGAAAGAAAAGAAGAAAAAGAGAAAUUAUCAUUAACUGAGAAACAACCAAAUAUAAAUAAGAAGAAGAAACAACAAGAUACAAAACCAUUAAAUGUAGUUGAAGAAAAGAAAGAAAAAUCUAAAAAACCUAAAAAGGAAACACCAGAGGAUAGAACCAAAAGAGAAUUAGAAAAAAUUGCGGCCUAUCAAGCAAGAUUAGCUAAAAAAAAGAACAAACAAAGUAAAAUUCGAACAAUUGUAGAGGAUGAUAAAUUUGCAUCUAAUAGAAGAGGUAUAUUCUAGUAAACAAGUAAACUGUUCUUUUUAGCUACAAAAAAUUGAAUCUCUUUUUUGCUUAUAAUUUCAAUUCUAUUUUAGUAUUACAAAAACGGUCAAAAUCUUCAUUUGCUGCUGACUUAACAAAUACAAGUAAAAAAGCUGUGAAAAAAAUGCGUUACGAGUAAGUAUAUUAGAAUAAAUUAAAAUGAGGUAUUACAAAUUUUUUUAAAUUGUUUUUAUAAACAUACAUAUAUAAUAUUAUUUUCAUAAGCAACUAUUUCAUUUAUUUUAGGGCAAAUGUUAAAAAGAAUCAGAGUAAAAGAAAAAGUAUAAAAAAUUUAAGCGUAGGGAAGAAGGAUAAUAGAAAAAAUCUUAAAAAACGUUAAAUUAAAUUUUGAUAUCUGUAACUAUACGUUAUUAAAUACAUACCAUUUUACUUAAUUUGUUUUAUUAUAGAACCGUUACAAUGCGUCACUUAUGUCUCACAGAUUGACAGAUGA
Heterotrigona itama is the source of this 2622-nucleotide messenger RNA. The record is from the annotation of a GenBank genome assembly. NCBI's taxonomy places the organism in Eukaryota, Metazoa, Arthropoda, Insecta, Hymenoptera, Apidae.